Gadus morhua (Atlantic cod) is the source of this 2255-nucleotide messenger RNA. RefSeq names its product potassium voltage-gated channel, KQT-like subfamily, member 1.1 (gene kcnq1.1). NCBI's taxonomy places the organism in Eukaryota, Metazoa, Chordata, Actinopteri, Gadiformes, Gadidae. The record is from RefSeq and is a predicted model, not a curated record. The transcript is spliced from 18 exons. Gene Ontology annotation, biological process: potassium ion transmembrane transport. Gene Ontology annotation, cellular component: voltage-gated potassium channel complex; membrane. Gene Ontology annotation, molecular function: voltage-gated potassium channel activity. Bases 87 to 2255 code for a protein of 722 amino acids.
CAGAAGGAAACUCCCCCAGCGAGUAACAAACUCAUCCAAUUUCUACAGUGAGAUUCAAGUGAGUGAAGGAACCAGGCAGCUAGAGCAUGUCCAGCGCCUCGCCCAGUCUCUGGGAGAAGCGGAGGUCCUCUGGCACAGCGGGCCCCCACGGACCCAGACCCCUGGAGCUGGAGCUGUCAGGGCCGCCCGGACCGGGGGGGGCACCAGGGGGGGGGGCUGUUAACAACAACUGCAGCCGGCUGCUGAACAACGACACCAUGCCCCUGGAGCACCAUGAAGACAUCGAGGAGAGCCCGGUCCUUUCUCCGGUCCCCCUCCCCUACCUGGCCCACCCGCGGAUGUCGGUGCGCAUGUCGGUGUGGAGCGUGGGGGUCCGACCGGUCGUCAUCACCCGGGCCUACGCUCAGGGGCGCGUCUACAACUUCCUGGAGCGGCCGUCGGGCUGGAAGUGCUUCGUCUACCACUUCACAGUGUUCCUCAUCGUGUUGGCGUGUCUGAUCCUCAGUGUGCUGUCCACCAUAGACCAGUACCAGACCCUGGCCCACGAGACUCUCUACUGGGUGGAGAUCGUCCUGGUGGUUUUCUUCGGAGUGGAAUACUUUGUUCGUCUCUGGUCAGCAGGCUGUCGGAGUAAAUAUGUCGGCUUCUGGGGAAGAUUACGCUUUGCAAGGAAACCGAUAUCAAUUAUAGACCUGAUCGUGGUGGCUGCCUCCAUGGUGGUCCUGUCGGUGGGCUCCAAGGGCCAGGUGUUCGCCACCUCCGCCGUCAGGGGGAUCCGCUUCCUGCAGAUCCUGCGCAUGCUGCACGUGGACCGGCAGGGCGGCACCUGGCGGCUGCUGGGCUCCGUGGUCUUCAUCCACCGCCAGGAGCUGAUCACCACGCUGUACAUCGGCUUCCUGGGGCUGAUCUUCUCCUCGUACUUCGUGUAUCUGGCGGAGAAGGACGCGGUGGACGCCAACGGGGUCACCGAGUUCGGCAGCUACGCCGACGCCCUGUGGUGGGGCGUGGUGACCGUCACAACCAUCGGCUACGGAGACAAGGUGCCCCAGACGUGGAUCGGGAAGACCAUCGCAUCGUGUUUCUCCGUCUUCGCCAUCUCCUUCUUCGCCCUGCCGGCGGGCAUCCUGGGCUCCGGCUUUGCGCUGAAGGUUCAGCAGAAGCAGAGACAGAAGCACUUCAACCGACAGAUCCCCGCUGCCGCCUGCCUCAUUCAGACGUCCUGGAGGUGUUUCGCUGUGGAGAACCCGGAGUCGGCGACCUUCAAGAUGUUCCUGAGGAAGAGGCCGGCGCUCCCCCACAGCUCGGUGACCGGCCCCAAGCACAAGAAGUCUGUGAAGGUGAGGAGGAAGGUGAAGACCACUGAGAAGGAGAGCAGCCCGCUGUCCAGCCCGGUGUCGCCCACCGUCCCCAGAAUCACCUACGACGUCUUCGACAGCGGCAAGGAGCUGAGCUCCGACGUGUACAGCACCGUGGGCACAGAUGGUCAGCAGUCCUGGCCGUCACUAUCAUCGCUCCAGUUCAGCUCCCCACCACCAGUGAAGAAGGGGGCUCUGCUGGAGGUCCACUUCCCUCCCCCCGGUCCCCCGAGCCGCGGCUACGCUGAAGACCUGGAGCUGGACCCGCCGCGGGUGGAGCUGGAGCCUGUGGCCUACGUCUCCCAGAUGACGGGGGCCCACCGGAGUGCCGUCCGCGUGGUGCAGAGGCUGCGCUACUUCGUGGCCAAGAAGAAAUUCCAGCAAGCGCGGAAACCGUACGACGUGAGGGACGUGAUCGAGCAGUACUCCCAGGGGCAUCUCCACCUCAUGGUGCGAAUCAAGGAGCUGCAGCGACGCAUGGACCAGUCCCUGGGGAAGCUGACUUUGUUCCAGACCUCGUCAGACAGACUGAAGGACAGAGGAACAAACACUAUCGGAGCCCGUCUCCACAGGAUGGAGGAGAAGAUCAGCCACGUGGACCACACCCUGCGGCGGGUGGCCGACUCCCUGGCGCUGCUGCUGGACCCGGGGAGGCCACCGGGGGGGCGCGGGGCGGAGCCCGCGGGGGGGCGGCGGGACGGCAGGCGGCCGUCGCAGGGAGGGAGGACCUGGAACGUCCUCCCAGUCCAGGGAGACGGGGGGCCGCCCGGCCGGGGGGCCGACGAGCUGCCCGGCUACGAGCAGCUGGCCCCCCCCUCCUCCGUCCCCUACACCGCCUCCUACACCGCCUCCUCCACCGCCGCCCAGACUAACGCCGUUCCAACCCUGAUCCCCUUUUAA